Pseudogymnoascus destructans is the source of this 487-nucleotide messenger RNA. RefSeq lists its product as uncharacterized. NCBI's taxonomy places the organism in Eukaryota, Fungi, Ascomycota, Leotiomycetes, Thelebolales, Thelebolaceae. The transcript is spliced from 4 exons. The record is from RefSeq and is a predicted model, not a curated record. The coding region runs from base 32 to 391 and encodes 119 amino acids.
CCACCAACGAGCUGCCAAACCACCCAUCACGAUGCCUCAAGACCUUCCUCCAGUUGGUGGCUACAAUGCCGUCCAGUACAAGCGCAACUUGCCGGCCAGAGGCUUCCGCCCAGCAUAUCUGCUUCUCGGAAUGGGGGCAUUGAUGACAUACGGCUUCUGGAGAGUUGGACAGGGAAUCAGAGAACAAAAUGAGCUUGCACGAGAGAAGAUGUGGUCGAGAAUCUACCUGAUUCCGAUGUUGACGGCAGAGGAGGACAGAGAUCUUGUGCGUAGGCAUUUGGCCGACCAGAACAGAGAGAAGAAGCUGCUGGGCAAGACUACGAGCGCAUACAAUUCCGAUAGAUUUAUGCGACCUACAUUCGCAGCGACACCUCAGGGGAUUUCGAAAUAAAGGGAUGGAUGAAUGGCGUGGGCACCUGAACUCUGUAUAUAUGUAAUGGAACCAAUUGAGUUGCCACCAAGAGUGCAUAUCGAAAUUUAUUUAUGA